Messenger RNA from Psylliodes chrysocephalus, 1707 nucleotides. The record is from the annotation of a GenBank genome assembly. NCBI's taxonomy places the organism in Eukaryota, Metazoa, Arthropoda, Insecta, Coleoptera, Chrysomelidae.
AUGGGCAAUGAUACCCCUAGUGAUUUAAUAAACCGUUGUAAGAGGUGUAAAAAUCCUGCUAAAUCGGGUUUACGAUGUGUGACGUGUGGUACUAUCUCACAUAACAGUUGUGUGCCAGGAUUAAAAAAUAUUGUUUACAUAGACAAUGAAUCUAUUAACUGCUGCAUUGACAACAAUGAUCUACCAAAAAUUCCUUCAGUAGUAGAGCAUUCUUCAGAAAAUAUUAAUGAAGUUAAAAUUACAUUCUUAGAACAAUUGCUUCAACAAAAAGAUCUUGUUAUUUCUAAUCAGGAAAUUGCAAUAAAAGCUCUGCAAGGACAGAUCAAUUUGCUUACAGAAGAUAUAGUAUCCCUUAAAAGUACAGCAACCUUAAGAAAUAACAAUCGAAAUACCUUUCAAGAGUCUUCUAUACCAACUAUAAGAGAAGGGAUAAAAAAUGUACCCAUAGCAAACUCAAAGGAUAUACAGGGAUACGCCAAUACUACAAAGAAAUCAGUGCAUACCUUUAUACCAUCUGAUAUUUCUUCAGCCGUCCACCAAGCUGAAGCAGCUAAUGUAUGUAAUGAAAUUAUAAAAUUAAACAAUAAUAAUUUCAGAAGAUACCAAAAACCAAAGAAUAUUUUAGUUGGAACUAGAACUGAUUUGCAAACAAACCUAAAUGCUGCCAAACGUGAGAGCAUGAGCUACUACCACUCUACCAACUGGCACCCAAAUGCCUCAGAGGAAGACGUAAAAAAACAUCUACAAGACAUUGACCCUCAUAUUAAAGUAGAAAAGCUCAAAUCAAGAUAUCCCGAAGAAUACGCCUCAUUCAAAAUAAUCAUCCCAACUGCGGAAUCAUCUAAGAUACUUCAAACGGAUGUAUGGCCUCAAGAUGGUACAGUCAUCUGCUGUGGGGAUACAGAGGAAAAAAAAUCGGACUCCUCUGCUGAGCCCGAAAUUCAGUUAGAAGAACAACUUGGAGCCGCUUUUGUGGAUAAAUUAACCAUAAAAUACCUCGAAGAUUUGAUACAGCAGAAAGAUCUUACAAUUAAGAACCAGGAAAUAGCUAUUACGUCGUUAAGAGAGCAAUUAGAACUUAUGAAAGAACUUAUGAAACAAAUGGUCCCAAACCUAAAUUCCACCCUUAGGCCUUCAACAUCCUCAAAGUUAUUAACUACCGAAAAAGGUAAAUUGUAUAAUGAUGUGGCUGGUAGUAACACUCAAGUACCAACACAACAAAUUGCCAAAAAUAUCGUGACAAGUGCCAUUCACAACGCCAAAGCUGAGCAAGUUUGUCACGAAAUCGUUAAUUUAACGAACGAUAAAAGGCCUUUCCGAAAUGAGAAUGGAACAAGAUCUCGCAAUAUUUUGGUUGGGAAUAAUGAAAAUUUGGAAAACUGUCCUUUCAAAGCUGCAAGAUCCUCAGCUGAAAAUAAAAGAAACGAUAAUAAUAUUAAGAGCUAUCACGUCACUAAUUUGGAACCCAAUGUAGAUGAUAAAGAGCUCCUUAAAUAUCUACAAAAUAUUGCACCUCAUGUACGCUUAGAAAAACUGAACUCAAGAUACCUCCAGUCAUAUGCAUCUUUCAAGGUAUCUGUUCCUGCUGAUGAAUCGGAUUGCAUAUUAAAAAGUGAUAUUUGGCCAAGUUAUGUAGUUUUAAAUCAUUUUUUUCGUUCAAGAAAACAUCCCAGUUACGACGAAAGAAGAAAAAUUAACAGUGAUUAA